Messenger RNA from Penicillium angulare, 1563 nucleotides. Its product is annotated as flavin-containing monooxygenase. Lineage: Eukaryota; Fungi; Ascomycota; Eurotiomycetes; Eurotiales; Aspergillaceae. Gene Ontology annotation, molecular function: flavin adenine dinucleotide binding; N,N-dimethylaniline monooxygenase activity; NADP binding. The transcript is spliced from 2 exons. The record is from RefSeq and is a predicted model, not a curated record. Bases 1 to 1563 code for a protein of 520 amino acids.
AUGGCGCCCGCAAAAGAGUCGCCCAUUCUGGCUUUAAUUAAACAUCCUUUCGUGGAAACUUUCACAUGGCUCUAUUUAAUUGCCCAGGCUGUGCUGAGAUACAUUUUCUCGCCUGUCCCACCUCCUCCAUCGAGUGGCAAUUCUGAAAUUCCUAAGAAGAGAGUCGCGGUCAUUGGUGCUGGAUUAACUGGGGUCUCUUCGGCGGCUCAUUGUGUUGGUCAUGGGUUCGAUGUACAGCUUUUUGAGUCCAGAGCUCAGGAUAAAGGAUUGGGUGGCAUAUGGAGUAGGGUAAAUUCCACUUCCGCACUUCAAGUACACAGUUUGAUGUACAGAUUUCACCCUUCCGUCCACUACGACAGUGCCUAUCCAAGCCAGCAGCAGAUCAAGGAACAGAUUGUGGCUCUGUGGAAACGUUACGAUCUCGAGCGACGUACUGUUUUUGACACUCGUGUCACAUCCGUGAAGAAAAAUGACAAAGGUCAAUGGAUCAUUAAUAACAAUGAGGAGGAAUAUGGCUUGUUUGACGGUGUCGUGACUGCGAUUGGUGUCUGUGGCGAUCCACAAAUGCCUACAUUGCCCGAUCAGGAGAAAUUCAAGGGUGGGAUCUUCCAUUCCUCCAAUCUUGAUGGCAAGGAUGCUAAAGGCAAGAAAAUCUUGAUUGUUGGGAGUGGAGCUAGUGCUAUUGAAGCUCUUGAAUUCGCUGUCAAGGCUGGCGCUGCUGAAAUUGAUGUCCUGUCUCGAUCAGACAAGUGGAUUAUCCCACGGAAUGUUCUUGUUCAAUCUUUGCUCGCUAUGAACGUCUUGGGUCAGGAAACUUCUUUCUCUUGGAUUCCGGAGUGGCUUUUGAAGAAGUUCUUCUAUCGUGAUCUACAAGAUAUCGCCCCGACUGACGAUGGAAUCUUCACUGAGACUCCGAUGGCUAACUCGGAGCUUUUUGACCAAAUUCGUGAAGGCAAGGCUCAUUGGCUACGAGGCGAUAUUGUUUCUGUCGAAGAGAAAGGUAUCUCAUUCAACCAUCGCGCACAGGGAGUACCUAAAGGAGGCCCUGGCAAGGAGAGAUUGAUAGAAGGCGAUAUCAUCGUCAUGGCGACCGGAUUCAAGCGCCCAUCAUUGAAUUUCUUGCCAGAUGUUGUUUUUGAAGAGCCAUAUGGUCCACCAAACUGGUAUCUUCAAGUCUUCCCGCCCAAGUACCCGGAUAUUUGUGCAAACAACAGCACCUUCAUCAAUGCUAUCGGUACCGUAGGGAACAUGCAUAUUGGCAUUUACACGCGGUUCCUUCUCAUGUUCUUGACUGACCCCUUGACUCGUCCCACCGAGCAACGGAUGAAGACCUGGAUUGAUUUCACUCGGUUUAUGAAGCGCUUUGCACCUACCAAGGCCUUUGAUUUCUUUACAUACGCGGAGCUUAUCUAUUGGUAUAUCUUCGUACUGGUCAUUAACCCUUUCCGGUGGAAGUGGGCAUUGUUUGUGUUUUUUGGUAUUGGGAGAGCUCUGCCGUUGAUGGUCGUUGAGCAGGAGAGUGCAUUCCGUCAGGAGUUGCUUAAGCAGCGUAAAGAUAAUUGA